CUUUGCGAUUUAUUUGCAUUCAGUUUGUGCUGUGUUAGUGAGGUUACAAAAUGGAAACACAGAUAAUUCUACUAUUGUUCGCUCUACGUACUGUUUCUGCUCAACUUAUGAACAUACCACCAGCGCCUACGCUGCCUAAUUUAGAUCUCUCUUCAUUACCGGAGUACAUGCAGCGAUUAUUAGCAAAUAGACCGUCUGUAAUCUACGUUGAUAAAGCAAAUAAUCAUGAAGCGGACAAGGGAAAAGCAAGUAUUUUACAGGAUCGUCUGAAUUAUCACAUUCCUGGACAAAACAUUGGCACACCUAAAACGAAUACUAUGAACCCGAUAAGUAAUCAAGGAUACUCUUCAAAUCACAUUAACAACAUCAAACCUGAAGAACCCCUGUACGUGCCACACGCUCUUAAGAAACCUCACACAUAUGGAAUGCAUUUGAGAGGUGAUAAGGGAGAAAUAUGGAAUCAUUUUAGUGGAAGUCACUUCUAUGUCGACUUUGCACCAUCAGAAUCUAUCCAUCCCAACCUCAUACAAAAUAAAGAUGACAAACCAAACCAUCCCGAUACAAAUGACAGUAAAUUCACAAUUCGUGAAAAAAAUAAUCAUUAUAAACAAGAACACCCAUCGGUCACUACAGUUAAACCAGAAUUUUUGGAAACAACUUCUCAAAUUAUCCCAGAAAAAGGCCAUGAAAUCAUGGAAGCUCUAAAAUAUAAAAAUAUUAAUAAUCCUUAUCACCCCUCAAUUCCAAAUUUCAAAUCUGAUUUUCUAUACUAUAUGAUCCCUCAAUAUCUGUCACAAGAAAUCCCUGAUGACUUAGAAGUUCAGAAAGAUAAUGUUAACCACAAUGGUGGUUCUCAUCAAAAUUUUCCCUCAAUCCCAACGCCAAAACCUGAUAUACUAUACUAUACGACUCCUCAGCCUUUAUCAGAAGUAAUCCCUAAUGAUAGUGAAGUCCAGAAAGAUGUAAAUGUUAACCACAGUGAUGAUUCCCAUCAAAAUAUUCCCUUAACUUCAACGCCAAAACCUGUUUCUUCACAUUAUACGGCUCCUCAACCUUUAUCAGAAAAAUACCCUAAUAGUAUAGAAGUUCAGACAGAUAAAAAUGUUAUUCACAAUGAUGAUUUCCAUCCAAAUAUCCCAUCAAUCUCAACGUCUAAGCCUGAUAUAGUAUACUAUACAAGUCCUCAACCUUCAUUAGAAGAAAUCCCUGCCAUCGUAAAUCAUCAAGGCAGCACAGUAAAUUCUAAAGAAAACGAAAAUAGUACAGAAACCCCAAAAGAAAGCAUUGGUAAUGCAAUUUCAAAAGAUAAAAUUGAACAAUCCUUUGAUGAGAUCAGUGCUACAAUUGGUUCAAACAAAGAAAUUCAAUCAUCAAAAACUUUUGGAAUGAAUCUUACUGGCGAUCAUGGAUAUGUUUGGAAUGAUUUAAUAAAACCUGGACUUCAUUACGACGUGGGUGAAUUGGAAACAAGUGAUACUAAUCCGGCAACUGAAGAAAAGAUGAGUCCUUUUGAAAAAUUAAGAAGAAGGAAGGAAGAUACGCCUUCGAAUAAUAUGAAACCAGAAUUGGAUGAAUUGUUAAAAAAGGACAUUGAAAAAUUUAUCAAAAAAGAAGUAGCAAGACAGAUAGAAAAAGCUUUAAGUAAAAUAAAUACAGACAGAAACAAUGUUAGUGAAAAUAAUAAUAGCGGUGAUGUGGAAGCAAAAAAAGAAGAAGCAAAUAAGGACAACGCAAAUGGUCACAAUAAUAAUUAUGGUAGCAUAAUCGGCCAUGGUAAAAUCACAAACUUAUUCGUCUUCUAUCCAAAUGAUAAAAACUCGAUUUUGAGCAAACCAGUGAAUGAAAUUUUGAACAAUGAUACGAACGAAAAUAAGCCUGACCGUGACGUAUCAAUAACUGCUGAACCAACAGCGUUGCCUGACAUGAUAAUACCUGCGGAACCUACAGCGUUGCCUGGUAUGAUAAUACCUGCGGAACCAACAGCGUUGCCUGGUAUGAUAAUUACUGCGGAACCUAAUCAACUAAACACGAUUUUCACUAAUCCAACUAAUAUGAGAUUUGAAAAAUUCAAAGAAAAUGAAAUUACAACGCAGACGAUUGCAGCAACACCUAAAGUUGAUAAAACAACUGUUGAAAGAGCUACAAUAGAUCCAAACAAUCAAACUACCCACAAUGAUUUUGUAGAAAAAGAUGAUGCUGCAAAUGAGAGUACAGAUAUUGAGUCAAUAGAAUCUUAUUUAGGCGAUGAGAGCACAUCUGCAAAAGAAUCUUCUAUAGAAGAUAUUAAAACAAAGACUAUUAUGACUGAAAGUAGUUCUACGGAUCCUAGCAAGAACUCUUCUGCCCAAGAAAUUGACAGAAAUUAUGAGACACCACCACAGAGUACAGCAGAAUAUGUUACCACUGUCGAGAGUGCUGCAAUAGAUGCUUCUGCAGAACAAGAAGAUGCUAUAAAGGCCAAUACAAUUGAGAGAUCAACUACAAAAGAAUCUUCUAUUGAAGAUAUCAACGCAAAAGCUAAUAUACGUGAAAGUAGUUUGACAGAUCCUAACAAGAAUUCUUCUGUGCAGGAAAUUGACAGUACCAAUGAAACAACACCACAAACCACUAUUUUAAACAAUGAAGCAACGGCAAAUUUUGAAGAAUCGAAAAAUAGCAAAGAUCCUGUGAAUUCUUCGACUGAUGAAUUAAACGAAAAUGAAGCCCAAACCAGUAAUGAAACGCAAGCUUCACCCAACACAAGUAACGAAGAUCCAGAAUUAACAACUAGUUACGUCGCUUAAAAAAAAAUGGACUCCAAAACUUAAUAGGUCAGAUACCACUACUGCUCCUCGCUUUUACUUGGGUAAUUAUAACUUCUUUUUCAGCUGUACACAAUCUCUAAACAAACUUAAAAUUACAGGUGUAUAUAUUGCUAUCUCUUUUAUACUGCUUCCCGCAGAAAAGGAUAGCGUUAGAUUGAAACGGAUCAAAACACAAAACUUUUGUUCAGAAUGAAACAUCUAGUACACAAAACAGUCGUUGGGUUUGCUAACUUUGGAUCAAAAUUCAAUUUUAGGUUACCGCUACG
Maniola jurtina (meadow brown) is the source of this 3070-nucleotide messenger RNA. Its product is annotated as rhoGEF domain-containing protein gxcI-like. The transcript is spliced from 8 exons. The coding region runs from base 51 to 2783 and encodes 910 amino acids. NCBI's taxonomy places the organism in Eukaryota, Metazoa, Arthropoda, Insecta, Lepidoptera, Nymphalidae. The record is from RefSeq and is a predicted model, not a curated record.